AUGUCUGUCGUAGAAAUAAACGCUUCACAUUGUCGUCAAAAAGUGGAAAACCCUGGCAAGAAUGAAUCGAGGAAUCCACCCAAAGCUUCUUCAACAGCUUCGCCUGUUCUUCUUCCAAGACCUAAAAAAAAGUCGCGACGGUCAUUACUUUGGUGGUUCAAAGUGAUCAAGGCGGUUUGUCGUCUGGCCCUGGAUAUGAAGAUUCUUUCCAUGUCAAGGACGGACAAUGAUGCAUCAUCGGAAGCCUACUAUCAAUAUGUCGUUGGGCCAAAUACAGACGUUACAUUAUUCUUUGAUAAGCGUCUUUUUUCCAGAAAACGAGGAUCGCAGGUGCCUCCCUGGGCUCAAGCUGUUGCCAUAAAGAAACCUCAUACCCGAACAGAUAAAGAACUGCACAUGCUAAAUGAACUGAUGAUGACAGUUCGUUCAUAUCGUGAAAAGUUUGAAUUUCCUAUGAGGAAACUUGUUUGUCGAGUUUUCAGAUACACCAAUUGUGAGAGAGGACGUAUUGUUCUACGCCAGAGCCACAUUGGUCUUGGAUUCUUCCUCGUGUAUUCAGGAUCUCUCUAUGUACAGAAAGAGACUAGUAGGAAAUCAGGACGGAAACAGACAGACCUGGAGAAUAUUAUACGCAGUGGACAACACUUUGGCGAAGUGGCCUUACUGGGAGAUGGCCAUAGGACAGCCACGGUCAUUUGUCGAGAGCCAUCAGAAUUAUUCUACAUUGAAAGAGAAGACUUUACUUCUAUUUGUCCCCACAUAUUUGACAAUGAAUUAACUGACAAAUUUGCAUUUGCUCAGAAGUUUUCGUUUUUCCACAACUGGGAAGAAAAGCUAUUACAGAAAUUAUGUCUGCUGUCACAGGUUCUGUACAUAUCCCAUGGCCAAAUUUUAGAAGAAGACUGGCUGAAGACACAAUAUCUAUAUUUUCUUAUGCAGGGACGUAUCUCCUUACUAAAAAAAUUCCAAAUAUCUGCCAUCACCAAAAUUGGGAACAAUUCUGCCCAACACCAAGAGGUUCUUAAAUCUGGCAUGCGGAGCAGCCAAAGCACCCAACAAACCUGCAUUGCUGUAGUUGGCCAUCUUCAUGCAGGCGACCAUAGUGAACUUGCUGUCCUUAAUAGCGAAGAAAAUGUGUCUGGUGUCAGUAUGCUAAGUGAUGGUGUACGAGUCCUACGUAUAUCCAAAAACAACACUCUUUCUCUUGGAUCCCCAUCUGACAUACAAAAAUUCUUUCAGAAAUACACUCCACGCCAAAUUCCAUCAGAGGAAGAAUUAUGCAAAAAUUAUCAUGACAGCUCCAAAUGGAACAAAUUCAAGAAGCAAGUUCUCUACACUCAGCUCUUGGAGAAAAAUGGUGCUGCUCUUGCCUUUGUUCCAGCAACAUCUAAAGGCAGUGCUACUCGUGAACAGAAUACACCAUCUCCAUUUGCCAAAUAUCCAGAGUUUGUUGGUCUCAAACCUUGA
Messenger RNA from Acanthosepion pharaonis, 1467 nucleotides. Lineage: Eukaryota; Metazoa; Mollusca; Cephalopoda; Sepiida; Sepiidae. The record is from the annotation of a GenBank genome assembly.